Branchiostoma floridae (Florida lancelet) is the source of this 420-nucleotide messenger RNA. RefSeq names its product tolloid-like protein 2. Lineage: Eukaryota; Metazoa; Chordata; Leptocardii; Amphioxiformes; Branchiostomatidae. Bases 1 to 420 code for a protein of 139 amino acids. The transcript has 5 exons. The record is from RefSeq and is a predicted model, not a curated record.
AUGCAAAAGAGGGACAAGACGAAGCAAAAUGGAAACGUCUUUAGCUAUAAUUUAUGUGUACUGUUUUGCUCUGCAGCAUGUUCGAAUUCGGGGACUCGGCGCCGGCCCGCCAUCCUUUCGGCUUUGUCUGGAACUAUCAAGAGCCCAGGGUUUCCUGACAACUACCCAUCUCCAUCCACCUGCAGGUGGAAGAUCCUGGUUCCCGCCGGCAAGCGGAUUCGUCUCGUCUUCAACUCUUUCAACGUGGAAAAACAAGCGGAUUGCACCUACGACUACCUCCAGAUCCAUGAUGGAGGUGCCGACUCCGCCCGAUCCAUGGGGAGAUUUUGUGGGGAAAACGUUCCAGAACCACUGAUCACUUCUGGGAACAUGGCGUUUCUUUAUUUCAAGUAUGGGGCGACUUUAAGGAUUAUGUACUAG